Vicia villosa (hairy vetch) is the source of this 1424-nucleotide messenger RNA. Its product is annotated as ankyrin repeat-containing protein BDA1-like. NCBI's taxonomy places the organism in Eukaryota, Viridiplantae, Streptophyta, Magnoliopsida, Fabales, Fabaceae. The transcript has 2 exons. The record is from RefSeq and is a predicted model, not a curated record. Bases 17 to 1396 code for a protein of 459 amino acids. Gene Ontology annotation, molecular function: protein binding.
ACCUAUAUUAUCAAACAUGAACACAAAAAGUGUCGACCAACUGAAACUUUCAGCUGAAACAAAUAACAUAGAUCUCCUCUAUGAAGUAAUUCAAGAUGACCCAUCUAUUUUGAAAAACAUAGAUAAAAAGCAAUUUGUAGAUACUCCUUUGCAUAUCGCUGCAUCUAGGGGUCAUCUCAAGUUUGCCACAGAAAUUAUGAAUUUGAAACCUUCAUUUGCUACGAAGCUAAAUUUGCAAGGACACAGCCCCAUUCAUCUUGCUAUGAAUAACCUCCCCAUUCAUCCUGCUGAGGAUAACCCCCAAUGGGUGAUGGUGUUAAAGUUGGUUGGCAUCAAUAAAGAUCUUGUUAGAGUUAAAGGAAGAGAAGGCUUGACUCCACUUCAUAUUGCAUGUCAAAUUGGUGAUGCUGAACUUUUAGCUGAAUUCCUCACUGCUUGUCCGGAUUCCAUUGAAGAGGUAACUGUGAGAGGUGAAUCUGCUUUGCAUAUUGCUGUAAAGAAUAAUCAGUAUGAGGCCCUUCAAGUACUUGUUGGCUGGCUCAAAGAAAAUUGCAAGACAGGUGCUAGAAUGCUGCAAAAUAAAAUAUUCAACCACAAAGACGAUGAAGGCAACACUGCUCUGCACAUUGCAGCCCUUAGUAGUAAAUCAGAGGUGGUACAAUUUCUGGUAAAAAAAACCGGAAUAAAAUUGAAUGCAAAGAAUUUGAAGAGCAAAACAGCAUUAGAUUUAGCAACUCCAGAGAACAAGAAAAUAUUAAUUUGUGCUAAUGCAAAACCUGGCUCACAAAUCACUAAGGCUAUGACACUUGCAGAACAUCUAAGAUUUAUAGCCACAAUUAUUAAUAUUCGAACUUGGAUACGUAGACUUAGAACUGAUAUAACCGAGGAGCAGCGUAACACUUGGUUGAUAGUUGCGACUCUUGUUGCAACUGUAACCUUUGAAUCCGCACUGAAUCCUCCUGGUGGAGUUUUCCAGGUUAGUGCAAGUGAUGACAACAACAUGAAAAUCAAGUCUAGAGAUGAGUAUUUUUCUACCCGAGGAAAUGCUGGGAAAUCGAUCUUGUCAAAAGAGAAUUUCAUGGUGUUUUCAAUAAUGAAUUUGCUUUCCUUUUUCGGAUCAAUUACAGCAAUAUUACUUCUGACCCCAUCUGGAGCAAUAGGCCUCUUAGUGAUAGUUCCGGUGAGUUUGUUUUGUUGUUGCUAUGUAUAUGCUCUGCCGUCGAUAUCUCCUACACAUGCCAACUCCACUGUUCUUUACAUCCCUAUGUAUUCCAUUGUAUUUAUGAUGUAUGUUUAUUUAAUUUUUAUCACAUACACUGAUAUUGUAUUAAAAAAGAGAUACAUGAGGUCGACAACUCAAACCGAUGUAUCCCAAACCGCUGUAGCCCAAGUUUAAACAAUAUAGUUUCAUUGCUGAUAUGAAA